Planococcus citri (citrus mealybug) is the source of this 1553-nucleotide messenger RNA. RefSeq lists its product as uncharacterized. The transcript is spliced from 7 exons. Lineage: Eukaryota; Metazoa; Arthropoda; Insecta; Hemiptera; Pseudococcidae. Bases 76 to 984 code for a protein of 302 amino acids. The record is from RefSeq and is a predicted model, not a curated record.
UCGAAUAUUCCUAAUGACUAAUAAUUAUUGUAGAGAAUGUGAGACUGAUUAAUUUUUUGAUGAAUUCAACCUAACAUGUUUACUUACCGCGUAAAACCUCAAUUUUCAUCGUGGCUGCGAGGUAGAACCAAAUCCAAAAAGAAAAAUGAAGCAGUCACUCCCUACUUGGAUUUAAAAAAGUUUCGGAACCGUGUUGGCUUCUACAUUUGCGAUGAACGUAACUAUAUAUGUGUUUUUCAACAGACUCUCGUGAUGGGUUGGCUAAAUAAUAUUCGAAAUCAAGUCAAAGUUAGUAAAGACCAGAAAAACAAUAAAUCUCGCAUAAUGUUCAAUUUACUUCUAUUGGCGAGAAAGGAGCGUUGGGAAGGUGGAACGCAAACCCUUGACGCAUCUUAUCGAAAUACUUUAGCACGUGCAAUCAGAAAAGUGUUCAAAGAAGAUGCUCCAAAGUUGGAGGAAAAUUCAAUACAUUCUUACAGUAGUAUGAUUUUGAGGGUUUUGCACAUUUCUGACAAUAAAUGGGAUAACUUCGGUGUUUCGAAACGAUCUCCUCCUUACAAAUAUCAAUUCAAGGAAUCUAACUGGAUAUAUUUCAAAAAAUUUUCAAAAAAAUUGGGUAUCUACAUUUGCAACAAACGCAACUUGACUAUUUCUCAGCAGAAUGGAUUGAUGUCGUUAGUCAAACAUAUCCGAAUUAUAGCCUCAGCAACCAGAGUGCUUGAAGAUGAUCAGCAAGAUGCAUGUUAUAAAAUGGAUGAUGCCAUUCUGGAAGCUAACAUGACUAAUUUUGUAGAUGAAAACAACGCUGAAGAAGUUGAGAGACGAAAGACUUUAGCUCUAACGUUGAUGAAAAUUUUCAAGGAAACGGUUCCAAGAUUUAAGGGCUGCUUCAGAUAUUGCUUCGCUUCAGGAGUGUUGCAAGCUCUAGGUAUUCCAAAAGAUGAAUGGAUUAAUUUUUACGUGUACCUAACGCGUACCUAUUAAGUAUGAAUCGGAAUUAAGUUUUUCCAUGUUUCUUGUCCUGUUGGUUAUGCGAUUUUCUAAUUAAAUUUCAAUGAUACCGAAAUUAAUCGGUGCUUUUCAAUGGAUAUAUUUUGUAUGUUGUCGAAGUCCUGGGUGUGAAUACGAGUAAUGUGCUCAUUGAGUGGGAGAGGGAGACGAUAAAAUAUCAGUUGUUGUUGCAGAAUAACCAAAACAAUAUUCGUAUUUCCUCCAUAUUAUAUCACCUAAAAAUGGUAAUUUUUUGAAAUGAUGGUGUCGGAAGAGGAGAAGUGAACAAAACGUGGAUUAAAGACAUCUGUCAUCUGUCUAAUUUGUGUUAUUAAUUUAUUAUGAUACCUGAAAGUACAUAAAUGUAGUAUGAUUGAUGUUUGUAUUGUUUUUUUUACGUCUUUUUCCAUUAUUUUGUGCGUUUGUUAUUGUUAUCUUAUUAUCAAGUAAGUAGAAAAAUGAAAAAUUGAAAUAAAACAGGAGACUGAAUUGAUAUAAUUUUUUGUAUUUAUAAGAUUCAAUUAAUUGUUAUUUGUAAUUUUCAUUAAAAUGUUGAAUUUCAA